Molecule: messenger RNA, 912 nt
Organism: Sorghum bicolor (sorghum)
Lineage: Eukaryota; Viridiplantae; Streptophyta; Magnoliopsida; Poales; Poaceae
Exons: 1
Coding region: 1-912 (303 amino acids)
Source: RefSeq, a predicted model, not a curated record
AUGCGUAUGAUCACCUAUGGGGUUUCCGCUGAUGCCACAGAUGAGUACAUUCGCAUUGGCGAGAGUACUACACUUGAGAGCCUACGGAGGUUUAUUGUUGCAGUGGAUGAAAUCUUUGGAGAGGAAUAUCUCAGAUAUCCCACUGAGGCGGACGUAGCACGCUUACUUGCAAUUGGUGAGCAAAAAGGUUUUCUCGGCAUGUUAGGUUCUAUCGAUUGUAUGCAUUGGGCGUGGAAGAAUUGUCCAUACGAGAAGCAAGGUCAGUACAAGGGGCAUGUUGAGAAGCCCACUAUCAUUUUGGAGGCAGUUGCUUCAAAUGACCUUUGGAUAUGGCAUGCCUUCUUUGGAAUGCCCGGGUCUCAUAAUGAUAUCAAUGUUCUGCAUAGGUCUCCUUUGUUUGAUAACUUGGCAGAAGGUAGAGCUCCACAAGUUAACUAUUUCAUUAACGGCCAUGAUUACACAAUGGGCUACUACCUAGCUGAUGGCAUAUACCCCACAUGGGCUACUUUAGUCAAGUCGAUCAGUCUUCCUAUGGGGAACAAGAGGCAAUAUUUUGCCAAAGCGCAAGAAUCAGCUAGGAAGAUGGUCGAGAGAGCUUUUGGGGUUCUUCAAGCUAGAUUUGCUAUCGUUCGAGGUCCUGUUCACAUUUGGGACAAAGAGACAAUAUCUCAGAUUAUGAGAGCUUGUGUGAUUAUGCACAAUAUGAUUGUGGAAGAUGAAGGAUUCAUAGUCGAUCCUCAUGAGGGUUUUGAUUACGGUGGAGAUAAUGUCGAACCUGCUCAUGGACGACCUACUCGGACACUUGACGAAUACAUUGCUGCUCACAGAAAAAUCAGAAGUAAGGAAACACAUGAUCAGUUAAAAGAAGAUCUUAUCGAGCACCUAUGGAACCAUCAUCCGGAUUUAUAUUAG